CGUCUUGGGUGGCGGGAGCGGGAAGGGGAUUCGGAUUGUCGCGCCUCCGCUCCGUGGAGGAAAGUGCUCUGUGGCCCCAAAUCCAGCCCCUGCACUUGAGUACCCCCAGGAACCCGACCCUUCGCACCCUACUACCUUCUCGAUCUCGCCGGCGCCUCAGAGCUGCAGUCCCGUCUCGAAUCCCUCAGCACCUCAGCCACUAGCCGCGAUGCAUGUGAUCAAGCGAGAUGGCCGCCAAGAGCGGGUUAUGUUCGACAAAAUUACGUCUCGAAUCCAGAAGCUAUGUUAUGGACUUAAUAUGGAUUUUGUUGACCCUGCUCAGAUCACCAUGAAAGUAAUCCAGGGCUUAUACAGUGGGGUCACCACUGUGGAACUAGAUACUUUGGCUGCUGAAACAGCUGCGACCUUGACUACCAAGCACCCUGACUAUGCCAUCCUGGCAGCAAGGAUUGCGGUCUCCAACUUGCACAAAGAAACAAAGAAAGUGUUCAGUGAUGUGAUGGAAGAUCUCUACAACUACAUAAAUCCACAUAAUGGCAAACACUCUCCCAUGGUGGCCAAGUCAACACUGGAUAUUGUUUUGGCCAAUAAAGAUCGACUGAAUUCUGCCAUUAUCUAUGACCGAGAUUUCUCUUAUAAUUACUUUGGAUUUAAGACUCUGGAGCGGUCCUAUUUGUUGAAGAUCAAUGGAAAAGUGGCUGAAAGACCACAGCAUAUGUUGAUGAGGGUAUCUGUGGGGAUUCAUGAAGAAGAUAUUGAUGCUGCUAUUGAAACAUAUAAUCUUCUUUCUGAGAAGUGGUUUACCCAUGCCUCUCCCACUCUCUUCAAUGCUGGUACCAACCGCCCACAGCUUUCUAGCUGCUUCCUUCUGAGUAUGAAAGAUGAUAGUAUUGAAGGCAUUUAUGACACUCUAAAGCAGUGUGCAUUGAUUUCCAAGUCUGCUGGUGGAAUUGGUGUCGCUGUGAGUUGUAUUCGAGCUACUGGCAGCUACAUUGCUGGGACUAAUGGCAAUUCCAAUGGCCUUGUGCCAAUGCUGAGAGUAUAUAACAACACAGCUCGAUAUGUGGAUCAAGGUGGAAACAAGCGACCUGGGGCAUUUGCUAUUUAUCUGGAGCCUUGGCAUUUAGACAUUUUUGAGUUCCUUGAUUUAAAGAAGAACACAGGAAAGGAAGAACAGCGUGCCAGAGACCUUUUCUUUGCCCUUUGGAUUCCGGAUCUCUUCAUGAAACGAGUGGAGACUAAUCAGGACUGGUCUUUGAUGUGUCCAAAUGAAUGUCCUGGUCUGGAUGAGGUUUGGGGAGAGGAAUUUGAGAAGCUAUAUGAAAGUUAUGAGAAACAGGGUCGUGUCCGCAAAGUUGUAAAAGCUCAGCAGCUUUGGUAUGCCAUCAUUGAGUCUCAGACAGAGACAGGUACCCCGUACAUGCUCUACAAAGAUUCCUGUAAUCGGAAGAGCAACCAGCAGAACCUGGGAACGAUCAAAUGCAGCAACCUGUGCACAGAAAUAGUAGAGUAUACCAGCAAAGAUGAGGUUGCAGUCUGUAACUUGGCUUCCCUAGCCCUGAAUAUGUAUGUCACGUCAGAACACACAUAUGACUUUAAGAAGUUGGCUGAAGUUACCAAAGUCAUUGUCCGAAACUUGAAUAAAAUUAUUGAUAUUAAUUACUACCCUGUCCCAGAGGCAUGCUUAUCAAAUAAACGCCAUCGCCCCAUUGGAAUCGGGGUACAAGGUCUGGCAGAUGCUUUUAUUCUGAUGAGGUAUCCUUUUGAGAGUCCAGAAGCCCAGUUACUAAACAAGCAAAUCUUUGAAACUAUUUAUUAUGGAGCCUUGGAAGCCAGCUGUGACCUGGCCAAGGAGCAUGGCCCAUAUGAAACCUAUGAGGGCUCUCCAGUCAGCAAAGGAAUCCUUCAGUAUGAUAUGUGGAAUGUCAUUCCCACAGACCUAUGGGACUGGAAACUUCUCAAGGAAAAGAUUGCAAAGUAUGGUAUAAGAAACAGUUUACUUAUUGCCCCGAUGCCUACUGCUUCAACUGCUCAGAUUCUGGGAAAUAAUGAGUCCAUCGAACCUUACACCAGCAACAUCUAUACUCGCAGAGUCUUGUCGGGAGAAUUUCAGAUUGUAAAUCCGCACUUACUGAAGGAUCUUACCGAGCGGGGCUUAUGGAAUGAAGAGAUGAAAAAUCAGAUUAUUGCAUGCAAUGGUUCUAUCCAGAACAUACCAGAAAUUCCUGAUGACCUGAAGCAACUUUAUAAGACUGUGUGGGAGAUUUCACAGAAAACCGUUCUUAAGAUGGCAGCUGAAAGAGGUGCUUUCAUUGAUCAAAGCCAGUCUUUGAACAUCCACAUUGCUGAGCCUAACUAUGGCAAACUCACUAGUAUGCACUUCUACGGCUGGAAGCAGGGUUUGAAGACUGGAAUGUAUUACUUAAGGACACGACCAGCAGCGAAUCCAAUCCAGUUCACUCUAAAUAAGGAGAAGCUGAAAGAUAAGGAGAAGGCCACAAAAGAAGAAGAAGAGAAGGAGAGGAACACAGCAGCCAUGGUGUGCUCUCUGGAGAAUAGAGAAGAGUGUCUGAUGUGUGGGUCCUGAGGAAAGGCUUGGAAGAGACCAGCACUUCCUCACAGCCAAACUACUUCUUGAGCAUAGAUAGGCACAGUAGGUUUGCUUGAAGUGCUAAGGUUUUGCUGGACCUUAUUGCAGCAAAAGGAGCAAUUGAUUUAAAGUACUGUUUCUAUAUAAUAGUGUGAAAGUACUGAUAUUUUAAAUCAAUAUAUUGGGAAUCAAAGUAGAAGUUUUAGGAAUGCAAAAGAGGUCAUCUUGCAAAUAGGAAGUAACUGAAUAGGGUUUCAUUGCCCGCUUGGCACCCCUUUUUUGGUGACCUCAGUUUUCAUAAGAAGACCUAGUUUUACUGCUUUGACUGGUGGGUCCAUAGAAGCAAAACUGAGUCAUAACCUGUGAGAAGUGUUGGCAGGACCUUUAUCUGGAUAAGGUCCUAUUGGUCAUUCUGAAAUAAACUUUCAAAGCGA
Molecule: messenger RNA, 3024 nt
Organism: Felis catus (domestic cat)
Lineage: Eukaryota; Metazoa; Chordata; Mammalia; Carnivora; Felidae
Gene: RRM1
Product: ribonucleotide reductase catalytic subunit M1
Exons: 19
Coding region: 209-2587 (792 amino acids)
Biological process (GO): deoxyribonucleotide biosynthetic process; DNA replication
Cellular component (GO): ribonucleoside-diphosphate reductase complex
Molecular function (GO): ribonucleoside-diphosphate reductase activity, thioredoxin disulfide as acceptor; ATP binding
Source: RefSeq, a predicted model, not a curated record